Medicago truncatula (barrel medic) is the source of this 718-nucleotide messenger RNA. Its product is annotated as cell number regulator 9. The transcript is spliced from 3 exons. NCBI's taxonomy places the organism in Eukaryota, Viridiplantae, Streptophyta, Magnoliopsida, Fabales, Fabaceae. The record is from RefSeq and is a predicted model, not a curated record. Bases 150 to 563 code for a protein of 137 amino acids.
UGGAAAUUGUUUUGGAAUACAGUAUUUGUAUGUAUAUAGAUAACACAAAUUAAAUGAGUAAAUUAAUCUUCUUCUUUGAGAUAUAUAUACAUUGUUUCUAUUGCUUCAAAGUGAAGUUUUCUGCUAACAACUAAAUAAGUAGUUAUAACAUGAACAUCUUUGGUCGUUCUUCCCCACCUAAAUGGUCAGCUAAAUUAUGUGGCUGUGGAGAAAACCCAGGAACAUGUUUGAUAACAUGUUGUUUACCAUGCAUCACAUUUGGCCAAAUUGCAGAAGUUGUGGAUGAAGGACGUAGUUCUUGUGCUAUGCAAGGAUGUGUAUACGGUUUACUGAUGACCAUUACAUGUCAUUGGCUAUACUCAUGUCUUUACAGAGAGAAACUGAGAGCAAAAUAUGGUUUACCAGCUGAACCAUGUUGUGAUUGUUGUGUUCAUUUCUGUUGUGAUGCAUGUGCCUUAUGCCAAGAACAUGCUGAACUUAAAGCAAGAGGGUUUAACCCUUCCAAAGGUUGGAUUGGGCCACCUCAUGCUCCUCCUCGUAUGCCUCCCACCAUGUUUCGAUGAUCCAUCUGCAACUAUAAUACAUGCAUCAAUUUAGAGUUAAUCAACUUCUGUCAUAGUCAUGUUAUAUCUAUAAUUUGCAGCAGUACUAUUAAUUAACAGUGCCUUUUUCUAUGCUUAUUACUACUUAGUAUGACCGUGAUAAUGUAUUUAUUACA